Molecule: messenger RNA, 710 nt
Organism: Rana temporaria (common frog)
Lineage: Eukaryota; Metazoa; Chordata; Amphibia; Anura; Ranidae
Gene: UROD
Product: uroporphyrinogen decarboxylase
Biological process (GO): heme biosynthetic process
Cellular component (GO): cytosol
Molecular function (GO): uroporphyrinogen decarboxylase activity
Source: RefSeq, a predicted model, not a curated record
CAGCCGAGUGUGGGGGCGGAGAUAUCGGAGUGUGGAGGACGGAGAGGAGAAGAGAGCGGACAGUGAUCGGGAUGGAGCGGCCGGAGAACCUCAUUGCUGAGAAUUUCCCUCCUCUGCAGAAUGACACGUUCCUGCGCGCCGCCCGCGGGGAAGAGUGCCGACAUGUGCCGGUGUGGUGUAUGAGACAGGCUGGCCGCUACCUGCCAGAGUUUCGGAAGACGCGCGCCGCACAGGACUUCUUUGCAUCGUGUCGCAGUCCGGAGGUCUGCUGUGAGCUCACCUUACAGCCUCUGCGUCGCUUCCCUUUGGACGCCGCCAUCAUCUUCUCCGACAUCCUCGUCAUUCCUCAGGCUUUGGGUAUGGAGAUCCGGAUGGAGCCGGGACGAGGACCCGUAUUCCCGGAGCCCCUCCAGACUCCUCAGGACCUGCAGAAGCUGAAGCCCACCGUGGACGUCUCCCAGGAGCUGGGCUAUGUGUUCCGUGCCAUCACCCUCACCCGUCACAAGAUCGCGGGGAAGGUCCCUCUGAUUGGCUUCACUGGCGCUCCGUGGACACUGAUGACCUACAUGAUUGAAGGUGGCGGAUCGGCAACCAUGUCCAAGGCCAAACGUUGGCUCUAUCAGAACCCAACUGAGAGUCGGCAGCUCCUGCAGCAGCUCACAGACGUCAUUGUGGAUUACCUGGUGGGACAGGUGGCAGCGGGUGCCCAG